AUGAGCGAAGCCACUGGGACAAAAAACCCCGAAGGCACUGAGACGGCUAGCGAGAGCAAGGUGGCUGGCUUGAGUACGCCAGCUUUAACCAAUGGCGAGUUCAUUGAUGCCUCUUCAGAAUUGCCUCCCAAGGAAGAGGAGAAGGAGAGCCAGAACCCGUCGAUAAUCGAAAUUGCUGGCGAUCUCGAGGCAAAUAUUAAGCGAAUGAUGGAGUUGAUGGAUAAAAAUGAUAAUGAGGUUAGUCGAAGACUAGACGAUCUUGGUGACCGUAUCGAAGUGUUGAGAAGGAAAUGUGCAACAAGCUCACAAGAUAAGUAA
This is a messenger RNA of Candidozyma duobushaemuli, 318 nucleotides long. RefSeq lists its product as uncharacterized. Bases 1 to 318 code for a protein of 105 amino acids. The record is from RefSeq and is a predicted model, not a curated record. Lineage: Eukaryota; Fungi; Ascomycota; Pichiomycetes; Serinales; Metschnikowiaceae. The transcript has a single exon.